Molecule: messenger RNA, 5689 nt
Organism: Hipposideros armiger (great roundleaf bat)
Lineage: Eukaryota; Metazoa; Chordata; Mammalia; Chiroptera; Hipposideridae
Gene: SMURF1
Product: SMAD specific E3 ubiquitin protein ligase 1
Exons: 19
Coding region: 296-2569 (757 amino acids)
Biological process (GO): protein ubiquitination; negative regulation of BMP signaling pathway; proteasome-mediated ubiquitin-dependent protein catabolic process
Cellular component (GO): cytoplasm
Molecular function (GO): ubiquitin protein ligase activity; SMAD binding
Source: RefSeq, a predicted model, not a curated record
GCGGCGGAAGCGGCGAGGGCGGCGGGCGUCCGGCUCUGAGGUGGUGGAGGCGGCGGCUCCGGACUAGACUGGUCUGUGAGCGAGCGAGGGUCGGGCGCCGGGUGGAGCGCCGAUCCCCUGGCUCGACCAUCCGCCCGCCGCCCGGACGCCUGGGCUGCGGAGUUUGUGUCCCGGCUCGGACCCCGGCGCCCAGCCCGGAGCCGUAACCUUGAGGAGGCGGCGGCGGCGGGGCUGGGCCGGGCCGGGCCGGGGGGCGGCGGCGCUGGAUCCGCGGCUGCACGAUCGUUGGCGGGAGAUGUCGAACCCCGGGACGCGCAGGAACGGCUCCAGCAUCAAGAUCCGUCUGACAGUAUUAUGUGCCAAGAAUCUUGCAAAGAAAGACUUCUUCAGACUCCCCGACCCAUUUGCAAAGAUUGUAGUGGACGGAUCUGGGCAGUGCCACUCGACGGACACUGUGAAAAACACACUGGACCCCAAGUGGAACCAGCACUACGAUCUAUAUGUUGGGAAAACUGAUUCUAUAACCAUCAGCGUGUGGAACCACAAGAAAAUUCACAAGAAGCAGGGAGCUGGCUUCCUGGGCUGUGUGCGGCUGCUGUCCAAUGCCAUCAGCAGAUUAAAAGAUACUGGAUACCAGCGUUUGGAUCUAUGCAAACUAAAUCCCUCAGAUACUGAUGCAGUUCGUGGCCAAAUAGUGGUCAGUUUACAGACGCGAGACAGAAUAGGCACUGGAGGGUCUGUGGUAGACUGCAGAGGACUGUUAGAGAAUGAAGGCACCGUGUAUGAAGACUCGGGGCCUGGGAGGCCACUCAGCUGCUUCAUGGAGGAACCAGCCCCAUACACAGAUAGCACCGGUGCUGCUGCUGGCGGAGGGAACUGCAGGUUUGGGGAAUCCCCAAGUCAAGAUCAAAGACUUCAGGCACAGCGACUUCGAAAUCCUGAGGUCCGAGGGUCACUCCAGACGCCUCAGAACCGACCUCAUGGCCACCAGUCACCAGAACUGCCCGAAGGCUAUGAACAAAGAACAACAGUGCAGGGGCAAGUUUACUUUUUGCACACACAGACUGGAGUUAGCACGUGGCAUGACCCCAGGAUACCAAGUCCCUUGGGGACCAUUCCUGGGGGAGAUGAAGCUUUUCUAUAUGAAUUCCUUCUGCAAGGCCAUACAUCUGAGCCCAGAGACCUUAACAGUGUGAACUGUGAUGAACUUGGACCAUUGCCACCAGGUUGGGAAGUCAGAAGUACAGUUUCUGGGAGAAUAUAUUUUGUAGAUCAUAAUAACCGAACAACCCAGUUUACAGACCCAAGGUUACACCACAUCAUGAAUCACCAGUGCCAACUAAAGGAGCCCAGCCAGCCGCUGCCAUUGCCCAGUGAGGGCUCGGUGGAAGAUGAGGAGCUUCCCGCCCAGAGAUAUGAAAGAGAUUUAGUCCAGAAACUGAAGGUCCUCAGACACGAACUUUCACUUCAGCAACCCCAGGCCGGUCAUUGCCGCAUCGAAGUAUCCAGAGAAGAAAUAUUUGAGGAGUCUUAUCGCCAGAUAAUGAAGAUGCGACCAAAAGACUUGAAAAAACGACUAAUGGUGAAAUUCCGUGGGGAAGAAGGUUUGGAUUAUGGUGGAGUGGCAAGGGAGUGGCUUUAUUUAUUGUGCCAUGAAAUGUUGAACCCCUAUUAUGGACUCUUUCAAUAUUCUACAGACAAUAUUUACAUGUUACAAAUCAACCCAGAUUCUUCAAUCAACCCUGACCAUUUGUCUUAUUUCCAUUUUGUGGGUCGGAUCAUGGGUCUGGCCGUGUUUCAUGGACACUACAUAAACGGGGGUUUCACAGUUCCCUUCUACAAGCAGCUACUGGGAAAACCCAUCCAGCUCUCUGAUUUGGAAUCGGUGGACCCAGAACUACAUAAGAGCUUAGUGUGGAUUCUAGAGAACGAUAUUACCCCUGUGCUGGACCACACCUUCUGUGUGGAGCACAACGCUUUCGGGAGGAUCCUGCAGCAUGAGCUGAAGCCCAACGGCAGAAAUGUACCUGUCACGGAGGAGAACAAGAAAGAAUAUGUCCGGUUAUAUGUAAAUUGGAGAUUUAUGAGAGGAAUUGAAGCCCAAUUCUUAGCUCUUCAGAAAGGGUUUAAUGAGCUCAUUCCUCAACACUUAUUGAAGCCUUUUGACCAGAAGGAACUCGAGCUGAUCGUAGGCGGCCUGGAUAAGAUAGACCUGAACGACUGGAAGGCCAAUACCCGGCUGAAGCACUGCGCGGCCGACAGCAACGUCGUCCGGUGGUUUUGGCAGGCGGUGGAGACCUUCGACGAGGAGAGGAGGGCCAGGCUCCUGCAGUUCGUGACGGGAUCCACCCGAGUCCCACUCCAAGGCUUCAAGGCCCUGCAAGGUUCUACAGGCGCGGCAGGGCCCCGGCUGUUCACCAUUCACCUGAUCGACGCCAACACAGACAACCUGCCAAAGGCCCACACCUGCUUUAACAGGAUUGACAUUCCACCUUAUGAGUCUUAUGAGAAGCUCUACGAGAAGCUGCUCACAGCAGUGGAAGAGACCUGUGGGUUUGCUGUGGAGUGAAGAGCAACCAAAGGCAACAGAUUCUAGCUCACAACCGCCAGACCAAAAGCAUAUCGCUUUCUGCGCGCCUCCUGCGAAGCGGGCUGAGGCACUGGAAUUCUCGAUAACCUGAGGGAAAGGGUUGUCUCCCCUCCUUUUCGUUGGGGGACCGAGGGGGGCGGGGGGACUUUGGUUGGUGGCUCCCACCCAUAUUUUCCUCCUUUAUGACAGUACUCCCACCCCCUUCCAUCACCCACCCAAUAAAACACAGCCAGGUUUAGAUUUGGCUUCGGUCACACAGGAUAUUCUACGGUUGUAACAUGGUGACAGGCUCACAGCCCUGUGGUCCUUAUAGGAGUAUCGACCUGCAGUUAUGGAACCAAGCUUGGCUUACUGAGGGUUUGUACCUGGUAGCUAUACUAGCUUUUCUGCCUCAAAACAGUCAAAUUCCAAAUUUCACAUCCUAGCAGCCUGCUCUGGGUAGCAGAUUAAUUUCUACCUGAAAAGUAACUGUAUAAUAUAUGCUUGUUGGAAUUCUGCCACAGGAGGAAGCUUGAGUCCAAAAUGUGCUUCCCUUUUUGAAAGUUAAGGGCAUUGGGGGCAGCGUUAACUGGAGGCCCAGGGUAGGUCUUUUCAGGGUAUCCUGGUUGAAAACUUUGUUUUGCGUAGAGAAAAAUGAUCUUUCCUUUAAAGAGUCCCUUUUGCCGCAUUAUCUAUCCAGUUCGAAAUAUUUUUCCAGUGAAAACACCACAUACGAAGCUUAUGAAAGAACAGACCAAAACCAGCCUUGUCUCCCAAGCUGUGGCUCCUGCCACCACCUGUACGCAGAUGCGUGGAAACGGGGCCAUCUGAAUACUAACAAUCUAUUGUGCAGAAAUGGCUAAGAGCUAAACUAACUUAACAAAAUUCUGCUACUCUAGUUGCUGGAGUGGUGCAAACUAGCUUAAAAGGGAGAAGGGAUGCAUAACCCCAAUGACCGGAAUCCGCGCCAUGUUACUUUUACAUAAAGGAGGACGUGGAUGUAAAUCUGACAGCAGAGGGGGACGCGUCCACUCUGACUCAUUUAGCCCAUUUCCCCAGUGUCAGAUGGUGACAGGGACAAUUGCCACUCGAUUUACCUGCCCAGAUGUCUUCGUAUGAUGAGUAAGGCCAAAGCAAGCCUCGACCCUAAGUUUCUAACACCAUUUUCCGAUUUGCACAGAAGUUCACAGUGUUUUAACUAAGCCGCUUGAUUUCGGAUAGCUCAACUUCAGUGGACAAUGGCAGCAGCAGCAAGUUCUCCUGUCUGGUUUUUUGUUGUUUUAGUUUUGGGGGCAAGUGCAGGGUAAUUCCUUAGCAAGACAUCUCACUGUUGAAAUUUCACGGUUGAAGCUUCUGAGUUAAGCAUUGGGAUCCAGCUGUGGGUCUGAGAUGGGUUUGGAAGGAGCUUUGGACUACGAUUCGCUGUUUUUCCGUUACUAACACCGGUAGACUGGCGGUAGGGCGCGCACUCCCCCUUUGGCGCUUGCUGUUGUUCCUUGGCUUCCCAGGAGCAGUCUGGAGUUUGACGAGGGCAGCACUGGGCCCUCUUAGAAGAUAGACCCACCCCUGCGCUGAGGUUUGCCCAGUGUGGGGGCCACGGGUCGCCAGCGGUGAGAGAGCUGAGCUUCUGUACUGACUGGGGUUCUAGACAGAAGGGGUGUCAAGUGUGAUCUGCUGCAGAAGGAAAACAGUCCAUUCAUUAAGUCCGGGUGAAACGGUGGGCUGGCUCUUUUCUGAGCUCUGCUUUGCCCCAGUUGGGCUUCUCCUAUGUCUCAUCUGCCAUACUUAUCGAGGGCAUUCUAGAAGCUGGCUCCCGGGUGAUUCCAUCCAGUCCUCCCUCGUGAUCUUUCUCUGGAAGUGAGAAAAUGAAAAUACCGAGCUCCUACUGGACAGGUCUUAUCUCUCACAUGAACCUAAUCCAUGGGAGGAGGAGACAUCCAUCCAUCCGAGAUCUGAAAGGAGGAAGACCCACCCUAUCUUUCUGGGGUGGUGGCCAAACCCUGUAGUAACGAGGAAGGAAACGAGGGUCGAGUGGCUGGAAAGACUUGGAAGCAGGAACUUCGCAUUUGACUCUUUCCUGCUGUUAAGAGCGGGGACGAGCCUCAGAACACGCAGCCCAUGCUGCUCUCACGUCACGUGUCACCUCAGAGAGAUCCAGAGGGUCGUGUCCUGACUCCUCCAGCAGCUGCUCAGGACACAUGGGUUACCCCGUCGCAUGUCCUGGGUCUCCGCAUGGGGCACGCCUAUCAGCUGUGCGUGUCACCAAGGCACCUGAAAGAGCAGAGCUUUCCAGAGCUUUGGUUUACUCUUGCCAAGCAGGCCUGCGCGUCAGCGGCACUGCACUUCUAGAAGCUUAAACAUCGACAGUGAUUUGGGCCUUUGAUCCACCACAGAGAACAGUGUAGCUCCCGAUCUGCAGGAACCCCGUCCACACGUGCACUCCCACUGGUCACCCCCUCGGUAAUCCCAGACACCCACCCCGUCCGUCCCCUCGCCUCUCUGCCCAGAUGCCUCAGGGGCACGGCUUCCAGGCUUGCCCUCGCCAGCGGUCAGCAGCCGACCCUCAGGGAUGUAGCGAACCACCGCUCUGCCAGCGCUUUGGGGAGGAAACGUGCAGGGGCGGCAUGGGGGAGAGUGACUUGCUCGUGACCCGCCCGCGGGCUGGAACUGGGGCCCCUGAACCUGCUGGGCCUAACGCUCCAUGUGCAGGUCAGGCGGUCCGCACAUCAGCUGUCAGGAUGGGCCUCUGCAGCCGGGGUGUGCCACAUGCGCGGCAGCCUUCCCGAAACAUAGUAUGAAUUUUUAAAAUUUGUUUAUUUUUGUUUCUCAACCACUUUAUAAUGUAUUUUUUAAUUUAUUUUGUAAUGUCUUGUUUUUAAGUAUUGCUGCUAUCCUUGUUAUUCUUCCCACUGUUUUUAUUGCUGAUUUAUUUUGUGAAAGUUGUACACUAAUGUUCUGUUUUAUGUCAAAAUCAAAAGUAUUUAAAGAAAUACUAGUUCUAUUUAAUGUGGUUAUGGAACCAGCUGGAAACACAAAACAAACAGUGAUUGUACAGCAGGCUGGACCCGGGAGGUCAGGUUCAUUUUGUUACAUAUGCAAUAAACUCACAACUUUACAUGU